Molecule: messenger RNA, 1446 nt
Organism: Prinia subflava (tawny-flanked prinia)
Lineage: Eukaryota; Metazoa; Chordata; Aves; Passeriformes; Cisticolidae
Product: arylacetamide deacetylase-like 3
Exons: 3
Coding region: 122-1159 (345 amino acids)
Molecular function (GO): lipase activity
Source: RefSeq, a predicted model, not a curated record
UCUCCCUCACGCAGUUUCCCCCUCACUCGGUUCCCCCCUCAGGGCUUCCCGCGCGCGCCGCCUCACCUCAGCUCACCCCGGCUGUUCCUCCCUCUCCCAACAGGGCAGGAUUUUGGAGAAGAUGGAGCUGUGCAGCAGCCUGGCCAUCAAGCGCCUCGUGCUCUCCGCGUGGAGGCCGGGCCCGGCGCCGGGGGUGCGGCAGGAGGACGCUCGGUUCGGGCGGGUCCCGGUGCGGCUGUACCGGCCCCGCUGGCCGCCGGCGCGGCCCCGCGCUGCCGUGCUGCUGUUCCACGGCGGCGGCUGGAUCUGCUGCAGCAUCGAUUCCCACGAAAGGGUCUGCCAGUACCUGGCCGAGGAGAGCGACUCACUGGUGGUGUCCGUGGGGUACCGUUUAGCCCCUGAGCACAAAUACCCCGCUGCCUACGAGGACUGUCUCAGCGCCACGCUGCAUUUCCUGCAGCACCUGCAGCACUUUGCCGUGGAUCCCGCCCGCGUCACCGUCUGCGGGGACAGUGCCGGGGGCAACCUGGCAGCUGCUGUCAGCCAGAGCCUGGCAGGCAGGUCAGACCUCCCCAGGCUGCGAGCUCAGAUCCUGCUCUACCCCGGCCUUCAGGCGCUGGACUUCAAUUUACCGUCCUACCAACAGAACCGGGGAGUCCCUCUGCUGUUCCAGGAACAAGCUGUUUACUCUUCUUUGCUGUAUGUACAAGGCGACGCAUCAAAUCUGGAGGAGGUCUUGGAGGGCUCUCAUGUUCCUCUAGACUUGAGGCUGAAGUACAGGAAGUGGGUGAAUGCAGACAACAUCCCUGAGGAAUUUAAGGUCAGAGGCUACAAACCACACAAGCCCCGUGAAUUCAAGCCUGAAGUUUUUGAGAAAUUGAAAAGAAUCUGUAAGCCCACGCUGUGCCCCCUGUUUGCUGAAGACGAAAAUAUUCGGCAGCUGCCAGAAACUUUCAUCCUGACCUGCGAGUACGACGUGCUGAGGGACGAUGGCUUGUUGUACAAGAAGAGGCUGGAGGACAACGGGGUCCCAGUGACCUGGUACCACCUGGAAGAUGGGAUCCAUGGAAUCGUAAACCUGUUUGAUUAUCCUGGUUUGACAUUUCCAUCUGGGAAAAGGGGAUUGGACAGGGUUGUUGCAUUUAUAAAAGGCCUGUAAAAAGAACUUUCUCUUGUUGUGCUUCUCCCACUAAUGUCUCUACUUAUGCUGUCACACCUCAGGUAGGUCAGCAAGAAUGUGACACCUUUUGAUGUGUAAAAUACUAAUUCUGAUAUCCAUGAACUUCAAAUUAACACAGAUCUUUUCCUUGUGAGACUCCUGACAGCUCAAUCUUUACAAUUUUUCUAUGUGCUGGGUUUUCUUCAAAUUGGUAUCUGAUUGAUUCCUUGUCUCUAAUUACUAAAUUAUUUACUUCUAUAUAAAUAAUCUAUGUGGAAUGAUUUGGA